This is a messenger RNA of Pundamilia nyererei, 644 nucleotides long. RefSeq names its product PNKD metallo-beta-lactamase domain containing. Lineage: Eukaryota; Metazoa; Chordata; Actinopteri; Cichliformes; Cichlidae. The coding region runs from base 44 to 499 and encodes 151 amino acids. The transcript has 3 exons. The record is from RefSeq and is a predicted model, not a curated record.
CGUUGUUGCGACUGCGCAUGUCCGUUUCAAUUACGCAACAAACAUGGCGGCGUCCACAGUGAAUACAGUCCGGACAACACUGAAAGGUAUGUACCUUUUCUCCGGCCGGUGGGUGCUCAGACAGAGCAGUCAAAGCCGGGCCGUGUGUCCGAGCCUGCGGCUGCACGUCUCCCCUGCUGCCUGCUCCAGGAUGGAGACGCAGAGGAGCGAGCAGACCCAGAAUACCGACAGAGGCAGAGCCCAGGAGGAGGUAGAGGAACCAGAGGGUCCUGAAUACAUCCCUAAGAGAAAAGCCAAGAACCCUAUGGUGAAAAUCGGCUUUGCCUGGAUUAUCGGUCUCCCUACAGGAAUAAUCAGCUUCUUCCUGGCUAAGAGACAAGUGGACAAAAACAGACUGAAACAGUUAAAGAUCAGACAGAGGAUGAAAAGAUCAAAUGAAGGCGAAUACGAAGGGAGUCGCUACCGCCAUCAUGCAGUGGAUGUUAAACUCGACCAGUAAUUUAUGUUGCAGCUGUGAUUUGCAUCGUAUGCACAGUAUCCCACACAGAGACUCUUGGAUUAAAGACUGAUCAGAACACUGAUGUAAAGUUCACCCAUGUCAGAGGUAAAUGUAUAUUUGAAUAAAAUCAUCACUGGUACAAUCA